AUGACUACUGAGGUCUACCCCAGUAUGACGAUGGUGCAAACCGACGGCACCCAUUCCCUUGCGCUAUACAGCCACGGCCCAGAACCGUGUGAUCCUCAUGAUGCGGCGGUGCUGUUCGUCUCUGGUGUCGCAAGCAGCAGGCUUAACUGGGCAGCUGUCGUACGACAGCUCUCUUCAUCGAUGCGCUGCUACACCUACGAUCGCGCAGGUUAUGGCUUGUCCGACAGCGCUCCGUACCCACCCACGGCUGAGAGCAUUGCACAGGAUCUUUUAUACCUUGUCGAACACGUCCCCUUCAGGAAUCCUCUCAUCCUCGUUGGUCACUCUUGGGCUGGUGUGCUGAUCAACGAGUUCAUUGCGCUAACAGGGAAUGCACAUCACAUUGCCGGACUGGUACUUGUCGACGCGAACCACGAGACAAUGCCACAAGUUUUGAACGUCAACGAUCCGGAUCUCCAAGCCAUCUCCGAGGGCAUCAACCCAUACAUCGCGAAGGGCAUUGCCGCAGAGCACAAGCUGACGCAGGCGGAAUGGGUCGCACUCAUGGCUGAGGAAGCGACCGCGAAGUACGCGACAAUCGCGCGCAUGGAGGAGGAUGAAUACGCAGCAAGCUUCGAGGCGCUGCGGAAUAAGAGGUUGAGUGACCAACAGCCGCUUCUCGGGCAAAAGCCCGUGUACGUCAUUGGAGGCAUGCGCAGUAGGGACUGGAAUGGGAUGUACAAAGCUGGAAUUGCGAAAGGAAAUGGGAGCGAAGAGCAGAGGCGUCGAGUACGAGAGUUGAUUAGCACGGCGGACGAGAAGAGCGAGAGCAUUAUGAGACGACAUCUUGAGCUCUCUACGAAGGGCAGGCUUGCCUUCGCGCGCGAGAGUGGCCACUUCGUCCAGAUGACGCAGCCCCAGGUCGUAGUCGAAGGCGUGAAGUGGGUUGUUAACGCGCGAAGAGUUUCGUAA
Alternaria rosae is the source of this 951-nucleotide messenger RNA. RefSeq names its product Alpha/beta hydrolase fold-1. The record is from RefSeq and is a predicted model, not a curated record. The transcript has a single exon. NCBI's taxonomy places the organism in Eukaryota, Fungi, Ascomycota, Dothideomycetes, Pleosporales, Pleosporaceae. The coding region runs from base 1 to 951 and encodes 316 amino acids.